This is a messenger RNA of Polistes dominula (European paper wasp), 426 nucleotides long. RefSeq lists its product as uncharacterized. The record is from RefSeq and is a predicted model, not a curated record. NCBI's taxonomy places the organism in Eukaryota, Metazoa, Arthropoda, Insecta, Hymenoptera, Vespidae.
UUUACUUUUUAUUUAAAAUUUACAAAACCUAUCAUCCUUAACCUACCAUAUCUCAAAGAUCGUGUAAUGGCUGCAUUAUGGUUGAACAAAUUAACUGAAAUAAACGAAAGUGUUCCGAAGGACAAUCUUCAUGUUGAAUAUUUGAAAUUAUUGUUAUUUGCGCUACAGAAAAAUAACCUUACAGGUAUUUUUGCAAAAUAUCCACCUGAAGGUUCACUUCCACAGUAUCCAGAGAUGAAUACGGCAAUGGACAUGAUAAAAUUAUUAAUUCCAACGGAAAAAAGUUCUUUUCCUUCAAUUUAUACUGUAAUAGGAAGUGGUAUGUCCGAAUUCGCUGCAAUUCAGGAAAUACCUAAUUUUGGAUUACAUGGUUAUUACGCUAUAUCUAAUGAACCUUUACCAUUGUAUGUGAAUAUUCAUUAAAUU